CCAAGAUGUUUAGGGGAAUUAACAAAGUCACCAUAACAUUUUUAUGGUUUUGUUCUUGUUGAUUCUCUGUAGUUAUGUUGGAAUGUUUAUGCAUUGCCAUCUGACAUUUCAGUCAUACCUGUAUGCUUUGUUGGAAGGAUUCCUCCCUGUUUGCAGAUGCGACUGCGCGACUGCAGAUAGAGGUGUUAAAAUUCGUCAAUCUUCCAAGUUUUUUAAUAUCGUUGGUGCUAAAAUUGGAUAAUGUAGCACCUCAUUAAAAAUGAAGAUAACACAAGAUUUAAACUGAUUUCGAGAAUCCCCAAUCACUAGUGAUUGACAUGAAAUAGAAACAUAUAUGCAUCGCCUCACACUGUCCUUCAAAUUGAAGGAACCGAACUCUAUAUCCAUGAAUCACAAAACUACCUAUACAGCAGGUGGUCAAUUCUAACACGCAUUUACGCUCCUAAAUUGCAAGGAUGAAUGAGAAGGAACAUGUUUUUAGAAAAAGGUUCACAUGCAUUAAGGUUUUUGAUUUCUUUGCAAUCAUGACUUAAUUACGACUGAGACCGCAUCAAUUGCAUUUUAUUGUUAUGCUUUGUAAAAUCUCUGUUUGCAACAUGACCAUUAUUACAACCGUUGUUAAGAGGAUUCUUCAUUUCAUUCCUAAUUGAUUGGUUUAGACUCUAGUAGUAAUCAUUGAUUAUCAUGUCACAAUCAACACUACCUUCUAUUUCUUCUUUCACAUGUGAUUGGACUUAUGAUGUCUUUCUCAGCUUUAGAGGCAUUGAUACUAGAAACAACUUCACUGGUAAUCUGUACCAUUCUCUACAUCAUCAAAGAGGUAUACAAACUUUUAUGGAUGAUGAAGAAAUUCAAAAAGGAGAAGAAAUCACACCUACUCUUCUUCAAGCCAUUAAACAAUCUAGAAUUUUCAUUGCUAUUUUCUCCCCUAACUAUGCAUCUUCAACGUUUUGUUUGACUGAACUUGUUACCAUCCUUGAGUGCUCAAUGUUACAAGGAAGGUUAUUUUUGCCGGUUUUUUACGAUGUGGAUCCAUCCCAAAUCCGAAACCUAACAGGAACUUAUGCUGAAGCUUUUGCAAAACAUGAGGUGAGGUUUGGAGAUGAGAAGGAUAGCAAGGUGCAGAAAUGGAGGGAUGCUUUGCGUCAAGCUGCAAAUGUCUCUGGAUGGCAUUUCAAACCAGGGUUUGAAUCAGAAUAUAAGUUUAUUGAAAAGAUAGUUGAAGAAGUCUCUGUAAAGAUAAACCGCAUUCCUUUGCAUGUAGCAACCAACCCAGUUGGCUUGGAGUCUCAAAUAUUAGAAGUGACAUCACUCCUUGGAUUUGACUCGAAUGAGAGAGUCAACAUGGUAGGCAUUUAUGGAAUCGGCGGAAUAGGCAAAUCAACAACUGCUCGUGCUGUGCAUAACUUGAUUGCUGAUCAGUUUGAAGGUGUGUGUUUUCUCGAUGACAUAAGAAAGAGGGAAAUUAAUCAUGAUCUUGCACAACUCCAAGAAACACUACUUGCUGAUAUAUUGGGGGAGAAGGAUAUUAAAGUAGGUGAUGUUUACAGAGGAAUGUCAAUAGUUAAAAGGAGGCUUCAAAGAAAGAAAGUCCUUUUGAUUCUUGAUAAUGUUGACAAAGUGCAGCAGUUACAGGCAUUUGUAGGAGGACAUGACUGGUUUGGCUUCGGCAGCAAGGUUAUAGUCACUACAAGGGACAAGCAUUUGCUAGCCACUCAUGGAAUUGUGAAAGUAUAUGAGGUUAAACAACUAAAAAGUGAAAAGGCUCUCGAGUUAUUUAGUUGGCAUGCAUUUAAAAAUAAAAAAAUUGAUCCAUGUUAUGUGGAUAUUGCAAAACGUUUAGUAUCUUAUUGUCAUGGUCUUCCCUUGGCUUUGGAAGUGAUAGGUUCUCACUUGUUUGGAAAAAGUUUAGGUGUAUGGAAAUCCUCAUUAGUUAAAUAUAAACGAGUCCUUCGUAAAGACAUCCACGAAAUUCUUAAAGUUAGCUAUGAUGAUUUGGAAGAAGACGAGAAGGGUAUAUUUCUAGACAUAGCGUGUUUCUUCAAUUCUUAUGAAAUAAGCUACGUCAAAGAAUUGCUAUACUUGCAUGGUUUUCAAGCGGAAGAUGGUAUACAAGUGCUAAUUGAUAAAUCUCUCAUGAAAAUUGACAUCAAUGGUUGUGUGAGAAUGCAUGACUUGAUUCAAGGCAUGGGCAGAGAAAUCGUGAGGCGGGAAUCAACGUCGGAGCCUGGAAGACGCAGUAGAUUGUGGUUUAGUGAUGACAUUGUUCGUGUUUUGGAAGAAAACAAGGGAACUGAUACAAUUGAAGUCAUAAUCGCCGAUUUGCGCAAAGGCAGAAAAGUGAAAUGGUGUGGAAAAGCCUUCGGGCAGAUGAAGAACUUGAGAAUUCUUAUCAUUAGAAACGCAGGAUUUUCCAGAGGUCCUCAAAUUCUUCCAAAUAGUUUGUCAGUGCUUGAUUGGAGUGGAUAUCAAUUAUCCUCUUUGCCAUCUGAUUUUUAUCCUAAGAAUCUUGUCAUACUUAAUCUGCCUGAAAGUUGCCUUAAAUGGUUCGAAUCACUCAAGGUGUUUGAGACGUUGAGCUUUCUGGAUUUUGAAGGCUGCAAACUCCUAACUGAAAUGCCUAGCUUAUCUAGAGUACCAAAUUUGGGGGCACUAUGUCUUGAUUACUGCACUAAUUUAAAUAAAAUCCAUGACUCGGUUGGGUUUCUUGAGAGGCUUGUGUUAUUAAGUGCUCAAGGAUGCACCCAACUAGAAAUAUUGGUUCCCUACAUCAACUUGCCAUCUUUAGAGACUUUAGAUCUUAGAGGUUGCUCGCGUCUUGAGAGCUUCCCAGAAGUAGUAGGAGUGAUGGAGAAUAUAAAAGAUGUUUAUUUAGACCAGACUGCCCUAAAACAAUUGCCUUUUACAAUUGGGAAUCUGAUUGGGCUCCGACGUUUGUUCUUGAGGGGAUGCCAAGGGAUGAUUAUGCUACCAAGCUACAUAUUGCCCAAAUUUGAGAUAAUAACAUCUUAUGGUUGUAGAGGAUUUCGAUCAUCUGAAGACGAAGAAAAAGUGAGUCCAAAAGUGUUUACAAAUGCCAUGUGUGUUUACAAUGAAAAUAGGAAGUGCUUCCUUAAUGUGUAUUCUCGUAAUAUAUUCUCCAACGAUGUGAUAGAAAUAUGUAGUCCUCAGUGGAGCCAAAGUUUGUUUGAUCCAGCAAAUUUAGAAAGGUUUCACUAUGGGAUUUCACAUAGGAUAGUAAAUGUGGAUAAGCUCAGAAGCAAUGAAUCAUCAGUGUGUUUUUGGUUCAAAAAAAAUUUUCCCAGGGUAGGUCUAUGGUGUUUUGCAGAACCUGAAAAACAUUUUGAUAACAUGGUGUUAGAUUUCAAAUUGAAUCUACUCAUCAAUGGCACUAAUAAACUCACUUCUUCAUGUAAAUACAUAUUUUAUACAUGCAAUAAGAUGGACCAAAUCCUUUGCUGUGAACUACAAUCCAAAGUGGAGGGUGCAUUUUCUGAGAAUGAGUGGAACCAGGUGGAGAUUUCAUGUGAGAUGGAACACCUAAUGCCUUGUGAUUCUAAGAUAGUCACGGCCUACCAGGACUGGACCAAUAAAAGGAUUCUACAAUGGACUCUCAUAUAUGUCUACCCGGAAAAUGAAAAGGUUGCUUUCAGGUUUUUUAACAAUUGCGAUUCUUCAUUUUCAACUGAGCAGCAUAUUCAAAAGCAGCAAAUAAUACUCAAAAUCCUACGGAAGAAGGCUGUCCACAAGACAGCUACUACAGACGACAAAAGGCUUCAAAGCACUCUGAAGAGAAUUGGAGUGAAUGGUAUCCCUGCCAAAGUACAAGCAUCUAUUGCUGCCAAUACUUGGGUUGUUAGCAGUUCUCCUCAAACAAAGAAGUUGCAGGAUAUUCUCCCCAACAUCAUUCACCAACUAGGGCCAGAUAACUUGGAAAAUCAGAAGAAGCUAGCAGAGCAAUUUCAGAAGCAGGCUCCUGAAGCAGGAGCUGAUGCAACCGCAGCACAAGAGGAUGAUGAUGAUGCUGUACCAGAUCUUGUCCCCGGGGAGACUUUUGAAACCGCUGCUGAGGAGACGAAGGCUUAAAAGUUUUUCUGUGCCAUAUUUAGUUUUGGAUGUCAUUUUUUCCCCUCUUUUUUUUUAUCUCCAAAAUUAUGUAUUUCAGGUGAUUUUUGUUGCUCCUCUUUUAGAUACUUAAAGUUGUUAAAAACUCUUAAAUCUGCACUAUGGUCUAACCAAGUGUAUCUAACUGACAGCAUCUAAGUUUGUCUCCUGAGUUUGUCUAUUGUAUGUCCAUCAUUAUUGGAGGUAGCAAUCAAUUUUGGUAUUUGUAUUCAU
Medicago truncatula (barrel medic) is the source of this 4338-nucleotide messenger RNA. Its product is annotated as disease resistance protein RPV1. Gene Ontology annotation, molecular function: ATP hydrolysis activity; ADP binding. The transcript is spliced from 8 exons. Gene Ontology annotation, biological process: signal transduction; defense response. NCBI's taxonomy places the organism in Eukaryota, Viridiplantae, Streptophyta, Magnoliopsida, Fabales, Fabaceae. Bases 685 to 4086 code for a protein of 1133 amino acids. The record is from RefSeq and is a predicted model, not a curated record.